Messenger RNA from Aspergillus alliaceus, 1101 nucleotides. Its product is annotated as putative translation initiation factor IF3. Gene Ontology annotation, biological process: mitochondrial translational initiation; ribosome disassembly. The coding region runs from base 172 to 867 and encodes 231 amino acids. Gene Ontology annotation, molecular function: ribosome binding; translation initiation factor activity. The transcript has a single exon. Gene Ontology annotation, cellular component: mitochondrion. NCBI's taxonomy places the organism in Eukaryota, Fungi, Ascomycota, Eurotiomycetes, Eurotiales, Aspergillaceae. The record is from RefSeq and is a predicted model, not a curated record.
AUCUGUUCUGGCCGACAGCUUCUCCAACCUUCGCUCAAGUGGUUAAGCACAUGUGACACUAUCAUCAAUCGCCUUGAACGUAUUAUUUUUCUUUUUCCACUCCUAACUCCCAAAUCCCGGAUUGUGAAGCUUCCCACCUGGCUCCCCACACCAAACUGCGUUGUACCGAGUAUGAAGCAUUUACGCAGUUUCAUUUCGACAACACAAGCGUUGCGUCGCAUAUUCCCCUCCCCUCUCGAAAACACUAGACCCCAAUUCCUUCGUCCCAUUUCCCUUCCGAUCGUCGCGCAAACCCGCCUUCUCUCGGGCCGGCGCCUGUCUCAACCAGAUGCCCAGCCCCAGGCAAGGGCAAGGCAGGUGAAAGACGAGGAAAUUAGAGCAGAAUUUAUUCAACUCGUGAACGAGGAUGGUAAACUGGAUCCACCAGUACGGCUUCGCGAUGCCUUACUGACAAUCGACCGCCCCGAUCACUUUAUUCUUCAAGUCUCCCCGGGCUUUCGUGGCCAGGCACCUGUUUGCAAGGUUGUGAAUCGGCUAGAGAUGCGGGAGCAAGAACGGGCAAGAGCAAAGGCAGCUCAUGUUAGCAAGAACUCUUUGAAACAGAUCGAGCUGAAUUGGGCUAUCGACCCUCAUGAUCUCUCCCACCGCCUGAAGCAAUUGACGGGCUUCCUGGACAAGGGCCGGAAAGUAGAGGUUAUCUUGACAAAAAAGAGAGGCAAGAGGGCACCUACUGUAGAAGAAGUCAAACAUUUGAUGGAUAGUGUGCUGCAGACUACCAAGGACGCCAAUGCUAUGCAAGUGAAGCCGAUGGAAGGUGAACCAGGCAAACACGUUAUACUUGUUGUGAAGAAAAAGGAUUCUGCUUAAUGUGAGCUUUUUGAGAAGUUUGAUUCAUGUAUAUUAUGAACAUCACACCUAUCAGAGUGCUCUGUAAAUAUAAUGAAAAGUCUCUACGGAGCAAUGCCUGGCACAAGAAGGUCGGAUUACAUUAACCUCAAUUGCUAAUGUGAAUGCAUUGUAAUGGAUACUGGUUGUGGAACAGAGCUUGAAAUAGCCGCUCAACUCUACAAGGUGCAUAGAUAUCCCGUUCAACAAAGCAAU